AUGGCUGAAGGUUGCCCACGAAUCAAUCUUCUCCCUGCUGAUAUUUCUACAAAGGUCUCAUCAUCUUCCGAUAUCACAUCCUCCGAGCAUGUCAUCGAGGGGCUGUUCAGAAAUGCUUUGGACGCCGAUGCCUCGUCGGUGGUGAUUGAAGUGGAAUUCUCGAAAGGCUACAUUUGGAUAUAUGAUAACGGGAUCGGGAUUCAAGAGGUGGAAUUUUCAGAGCAAGGCCAGUUGGCCAGACUUCACUGUUCUUCAAAACUGGAUUAUUCGCCUCCGACAUACGGUUGUUAUGGCCGCUUCUUGUCAAACCUGUCGCACCUGUCUCUGUUAUCGAUAGCCUCCGAGCAUCGAUCGGAAGUCUUUGCGAAUCGGUUGAUCUUGUAUCGUGGGAAUGCUGUAUGUCGCCAGUUACGGCUCGACAAACAAGAUGUUGGUAUGAUGCGGAAAGGCACGGCCAUUACUGUCCACGAUCUUUUCAGCGAUAUGCCUGCCCGCGCCAAACACCUGUCACAGCUCUAUGCUUCCUCGACCGAGACAGAAAAAGCAUUCAACCGGGUGAAGGAAAUGCUCGCUGGAUACCUGCUUGCACAGUCUCGUGCGAUCGAAGUGCGAUUCUCCGCCAAAGGCACAAGACAACAUAGUGUUCAUUUCCGUUCACCGGACUUGAGGGAAGGGCAAUUCUCACUAGAGUCGACAGUAUCAAUACUAUUUCAGGCCAGGCUGGUGAAUUCUGUCGACAUCACAAAAUGGCGCUCAGCAUCCGCUCGCACGAAGCAUUUCCGUAUUCGUGCUGCCAUCUCCGUCGAACGAUCGCCAAAUAAGUCAGCUCAGUACAUUUCCAUUGGAAAGUCCCCAAUUCAAAGAGAGGGCGGAAUCAAAUGUGUAUUUGAUGGUAUUGAUCGGCUUUAUCAGGAGUCGACCUUCGGCUCCCAGGACUUUCACCACAAUGCGAAGGGCAUGGCAAUCGAAGACCAAGAUUCCGUUGACAGAUCUGGUGAAACCAACAAGCUGCCAAAGCCCGUGGAUAAAUGGCCUAUGUUCUACAUUCAAAUUGAGCCGAGAACUCGGGAAUUGUCGACCAACCUCGCUUUGGGCCAGCCUAUGUCGAAUACGCUCCCCGUCCUUGAUCAUUUGACAAGAGCGAUUGAAUCGUUAAUCUCUAAUUUUCUAAACAUGCAUGGAUUUUCAGCCUGUGCCGAACGCAAUGCAUCGAAAAGGGUGCGUCGUCGACAUAACCGUGGAAUUGGCCCUUGCCAACAACUGGUUGGAGAACCCUCGAAACUUGCAACUGAGGCUAGGUAUCUAAGUCACUGGCGUCGCGUCAAGAGUGCUCGUCCCUCACCAGAGGAUUUCCGCUAUGGCUUGGGCUUGAGAAAUUUAUAUGAUCACUCUUGUUCAUCUCUGGAGGUCACCAAAGAAGGUCGCUUAUCUAUCGACCCUAGUCGCAAAGAGUCGCACCCCGAGGACGCAACCCGCGAGACCCAAAGUGAUUUCAAAGGUUUUGACGAAACUUUCGAUGGUGUUCCUUGGAUCAGCUGGCGCGGUGGUCAGGUCACUUAUGUCCACCCUCGGACAGGUGCUGCAAUACCUCCGGCAGAUGGAGACACAGCACUUUCAUAUCGAAACCGUGGGGGUUUAACGCGAAUACAAGGCCCAGAACUCCCUCGUACCAAUGACAGCGCGAAGCCUCUCGUCAAUUUACGGCACUAUCUGCCGGCAGGCUAUCGUCACCAAUCUGACGCUCCGAUUGCCUGCAUCAUAUCCGAACAGGGUCCGGGGUUGUCUAGAAAAGUGAUCGUUACCAGAGGACAGGACAAUACUGUUCUAGACUCACGGAUCGUCACGAAAGGUUCUUUGUCAAGCGCCAGUAUUGUUCAGCAGGUUGAUCGAAAGUUUAUCCUUGCCAUUCUCGCUGUUCGAGAUACCGGCGACCCAUAUUUUGCCGGGAGGAAACAGCGGAGACUCCUCGUUCUUAUUGACCAGCAUGCGGCUGACGAAAGAAUUAAAUUUGAAAAGCUUUGUGAAGACUUGUCCAAGCGCAUCUCCACAAGUCUUGCUAAGCCAUUGGUCUUCGAGGUUGACGAAACGGAAGCGCGACUUUUGGAAGAUCACAAGGGAUAUUUUCGGCGAUGGAGUGUGAUAUAUCACAUUGCUGAAAGCACGAGGUCUCAUACGGCACGACAUCCGCCCAGCCAUCGUUCCUGGACAGUGGAGGUGACUGUUCUGCCGACCCUCAUUAUUGAGCGUUGUCGCGCCGACCCGAAGCUUUUGGCUGACAUCAUGAGAAGCGAGAUCUGGUUAGGCCGUGCGCGGCGUUGUAGUCCGCUGCCCCGUCCUCCACAAUCCGACGAGCCUUGUUGGUGGUCCAACCUUGCGGACUGCCCGAAAGGCAUGAUCGAGAUACUCAAGUCUCGAUCCUGCCGCACUGCGGUCAUGUUCAACGAUCAUUUGGACAAGAGGCAAUGCCACGAACUUGUGCAGAGACUAUCUCAGUGCACCUUACCUUUCCAAUGUGCUCACGGCCGGCCCACGUUAACAAUCCUGGCAGAACUUGGUGGAGAUUUUUGUGGCUUCGGCAUGGAUGCAGAUCCUAGCACCGUCGCGCUUGGAUUUGGCGAUGCCUGGAGAGGUUGGGUCAAGUAG
This is a messenger RNA of Fonsecaea monophora, 2643 nucleotides long. RefSeq lists its product as hypothetical. The coding region runs from base 1 to 2643 and encodes 880 amino acids. Gene Ontology annotation, molecular function: ATP binding; ATP hydrolysis activity; ATP-dependent DNA damage sensor activity. Gene Ontology annotation, biological process: mismatch repair. NCBI's taxonomy places the organism in Eukaryota, Fungi, Ascomycota, Eurotiomycetes, Chaetothyriales, Herpotrichiellaceae. Gene Ontology annotation, cellular component: mismatch repair complex. The transcript is spliced from 2 exons. The record is from RefSeq and is a predicted model, not a curated record.